AUGCCAUCCAUUUAUUCCUCCGUCUACCAGAAUUUCAUCCGUCAAGGAUUCGCAAAAUCAUUCACCCACGGUUAUGCGCAAUCUGUCGUAGCUGCCACACAUCCUCAUGUUCUAAACUCACAGAACCGUCCGUCCUUUGGGAGACGUAACAGUCAGCGGGUCGGACGUCUCUCCAGUCUUCAGCUCCAGAAUGCCUUCCACGCGGCCUCGACCAGCGCCAACGCGCAACAAGCGGAUCGCCACAAUGGCAACCUCGAUGCCUACUUUGAGGCCCUGAAGACGAAACAGGAUGCCGGUGAGGUCGAGAAAGAAUGGACGCAGUUUCAGUUCCCGCAACCCAUAGAAUGGAAGCCGAACGCCUCGUCCAUCCUCGAAGGCCCCGAGGCCGAAGCUCAGGAGGCCGCGGCCGCCGAAUAUGCUGGCGCUCCGGGAUUAAUAUCCGAGGACGCGCCAGUCCCGGUCGACGUGGACGCAGCGCUAGCACACAUUGAUGCCGCUAUCGAGAAAGAGAUCGAGGUUCGCGAGCUUAGGGAGGCGUUGGAAGAGAGCACGAACAACUGUCUACGAGCGUCAUCUCCCGCAGCCAGUGGGCUUCAGUCUCGAUCUUUGACUCCCGCCAUUGAGAGGUCUGCCACUCCUGCCAGCAUCGCCCGUACCGCCACCCCGCCGAUUGAUCCCUUGUCUCAAACCUACGCGGAACAUCUCACCAAGCUUUCUGAGGAUGGCCGAUACGCUGAGAUACCAGCCGUCUUUGAGGGCAUGCUUAUCGCCAACAUCAAGCCCAUUGCUACAGCCUACAAUGCCUUGCUGCUCGCCGCCAUUCGCAUCCCCACCGAGAAGAUCGAGAUCGUCUCUAAGGCACUGGAUGUCUAUGCCGAUAUGAUGCGACGGAAGGUCACGCCUGAUAGUGACACGUACAACAUCCUUAUUGGUCUCCUCGCUGCCCGAUGCCUCGAGGUUUCCAGUCUGAAGACGGAAUUGGAAGAUAAGCGUGUCCGCUUCGGCGGGAUGGAUGCGCCGGGCAAGUUCAUGUUUGCCUCCAGCGAGUUGGAACACGCCAUCUUGUCUGAGGAUGACAGACUCGACCUGGCCAUGAAGAUGUUCCAGUCCUCCGUUACGACACACCGGGCAAACUACUCGUCGGAAACCUACCAUCAGCUCAUCUCAGCAUGUGCUCAAGCUGGCCGUGUCGCUGACAUGCUUCACCUGUUCGAGCACAUGGAGAUGAGUGGCUCCGUUCCCUUUGCCGCCACCUUCCCAUCCAUGAUCUCCGCGUUUGCCAACACCGGUGACUUAGCCAGCGCUGUAGAGUGCUACAACGAGUACAAGGAGUUGGCCGUGGCUCAUGACAACGGCAAGUACACGCUGAGCGACCGCUUAGACUCGCAAGUCUAUGCCGCCGUAAUCAACGCCUAUGUCAUCAAUGAUAAACUUGAGGGGGCGAUGAAGUUCUACGAGAAGCUGGUAACAUCAUAUGGGGUUCGAGCUAGUGAAAUCCAGGACGCUAUCGUUGUCGGUGGUUUCGUUCGGGGUCUCACCUCUAGAGGCAUCUACCAAGAAGCCCUUCAGUGGGCCCUCAAUGUCGAGAGCCAGGCUCGCCUCGGCUCUAUGGCAGACGUUGCUUCAGCAGCGGCUGACGCCGGUGAUAGACACGCCGCCGUCGCCGCGUUUUCGAACAUUCCCACCGUUUACCAAGGCAUUACCACUCCGGCUAUGGCCUUGUUAGCACUCUGCAUACGGGACGGCGAUGUUGCGGGGGCCUCCCGGUUCUGGCAAAUCCUGGCCAAUCCUGAGCUGGCUGUGGACGCUUCUUUCAUUGAGGCGACUGCCAUGUACGCUGUAGCCAUGAUUGGGUCUGGUCAGGUUGCCGAAGGAUUGGCGGAAUCUGAGCUCAUGUUCCAGCGGUUACGAGAAUCUACGGACGGGGCCGCCUUGGCUGAUGAGAUCGAUGAGGGUGUCGACCUUGUAUCAACGUUCAUGUCUACUCGUGGCAUUGCCGAUCCUCGCGAGAUUGCAUCUCAGGCAAGCUAUGCCCCGACGCAGGUGUUUUCAGCCUCUCCUCACCCAUCGACUCCGACCGUAUCGAGCUAUGAGGACAACUUCGACCCUUACGGCCCCAGUACCGAUUUCAAGGGCUCGUCGAUCAUCUCGGACGAAUUGGAGGGUGCACAUGGCCGCAAGGGACCCAGACUUCAUGAGGCACUCACUCGAUUCCGCAACAUGAGACGCGCAGGUCGCCACCCCAGAUAUAUCACAUACUCCAAGAUGAUCUCGGCCGCGGCACGUGAGGGUAAGAUGGAUCUCUGUCACGAAAUCCUCGCCACGGCGCGAACCGACGUUCCCCUCCUGCCCCAGUACUCGGUCGUUCGAUAUGGUUGGUCAUCCAUCCUCGAUGCCAUGGUUGGCGCAUCCUUGACCCUCGGCGACCGCGUUUUGGCUGAGCAGUACCACCUCGAGCUCUCGGAAAUGGGAGCUGCUCCUUCGGCGAACACCUUCGGUCUAUACAUCACCACCCUCAAGGAGUCGACCAAGACCUUCGACGAAGCAUCAGAGGCAGUCAAGAUCUUUCACCGUGCCAAGGCCGAGGGGGUCGAGCCUUCUUCUUUCUUGUACAAUGCCCUCAUCGGCAAGCUCGGCAAGGCCCGUCGUAUUGAUGACUGCUUAUUCUACUUCGCGGAAAUGCGUGCCCUCGGUAUCAAGCCCACCAGUGUUACCUACGGAACGAUCGUCAACGCCUUGUGCCGUGUGAGCGAUGAGAAGUUUGCCGAAGAGCUGUUCGACGAGAUGGAGACCAUGCCCAACUACAAGGCUCGCCCUGCUCCGUACAACAGCAUGAUGCAAUUCUUCCUGACCACCAAACGCGACAAGAGCAAGGUACUCGCCUACUACGAACGCAUGCAGGCCAAGAACAUCGCGCCUACGGCUCACACCUACAAGCUGCUCGUCGACACUCACGCCACUCUGGAGCCUGUAAACAUGACUGCCGCCGAGGCCGUCCUCGACAUGAUCCGUGCUUCAGGUCAGCGGCCCGAGCCGGUCCACUAUGCUUCACUGAUUCAUGCUCGCGGUUGCGCCCUCCACGACAUGCAGGGUGCGCAGAAGAUAUUCAACUCGGUGAUGAGCGACCCCAGCAUCCCACCCAACGCCUGCCUUUUUCAAGCCCUGUUUGAAGCCAUGGUUGCCAACCACCGUGUCAUCGAAACCGAGGUGGCCCUGUCACAGAUGAAGCAACGACGUGUUGCGAUGACCCCGUACAUCGCCAACACGUUGAUUCAUGGCUGGGCUGCUGAGAAGAACAUCGAGAAGGCUGCGUCGGUCUACCACAGUGUCGGGUAUGCCAAGCGUGAACCCAGCACAUAUGAGGCCAUGACCCGGGCUUACCUUGCUGUCGAGGAGCGCGGCCAGGCCAAGUCAGUUGUUGGCGAGAUGCUGUCGAGAGGUUACCCCAGUGCUGUCGUCAACAAGGUACUGGAGCUUCUUGGCGGUGGAAGCAGCGAGGCCGCUGUUGCCGCUUGA
Molecule: messenger RNA, 3516 nt
Organism: Anthostomella pinea
Lineage: Eukaryota; Fungi; Ascomycota; Sordariomycetes; Xylariales; Xylariaceae
Source: the annotation of a GenBank genome assembly